Messenger RNA from Anisakis simplex (herring worm), 702 nucleotides. The record is from the annotation of a GenBank genome assembly. Lineage: Eukaryota; Metazoa; Nematoda; Chromadorea; Rhabditida; Anisakidae.
AUGGAUCGUGUUGCAUUGGUAUCGUCAUUAGCAUGGAUCAAGCGAGGUGUUGCGAAACAUGUACCCGAUAAAGUCCAAGUGAAUCCUGCUGAUUUACGAGAUAUGAUUCAAGGGGCAGAUGCGGAAACUAGUGAUCAAUCGGAUACAGACGAGGCAAUGCGAGAAGGCGAGGGCGAUGCCGCUGAAAAGCAGAAUGUUGGUGGUAUUCGUGGCUCUGCUCCUGAUUCAGAAGCAGAAGAACAGGAAGGGGACACGAACGAAUCUGCUGAAGACAAUAAAGCAGAAGUGAAUCCACUGGCUGGAAUAGCCGCAUUCGCGUCACCACUCGAUGAUCCUUAUAUAACACAACACAUUGAGAGUGAUGAAGAGGAGGACAAGGAGGAUUUCGAGAUUAAGGAGAACGAUAACCUUGUUGCUGUCGCGAAAAUCAAUAAGGGUGAAUUCGGUCUAGAAGUGUAUGUGUACAAUGAAGAGGGUGACGAUUGGUAUGUGCAUCACGAUUAUUUACUUGACGCUCCACCACUGUGCUUAGAGGCAAUCCAGUAUGAUCCGGGAGCUGAUGAUAGGAAGGGUAAUCUGCUAGCCGUCGGCACAAUGGAUUCAGCGGUAAGUAUAUGGGAUUUGGAUGUAGUUAAUGCGGUCGAACCAGUCGUGGUACUUGGCGAUCACCUUUCAGGUCAGUUUAUCCCGUCGAUUCGUUGA